This is a messenger RNA of Salvia miltiorrhiza (redroot sage), 3350 nucleotides long. RefSeq names its product tetrahydroberberine oxidase-like. The transcript has a single exon. Gene Ontology annotation, molecular function: oxidoreductase activity; FAD binding. The record is from RefSeq and is a predicted model, not a curated record. Bases 206 to 1864 code for a protein of 552 amino acids. Lineage: Eukaryota; Viridiplantae; Streptophyta; Magnoliopsida; Lamiales; Lamiaceae.
AUUAGCAGGGUGUAUAAGUAAUAGAUAUUGGACGAAUUCAUCCAGAUUAAUGCAAAGCUAGCUAAAUUAAUUGCGUGAAUACAAAAUACGUAAGAAAACGAAAAAUUUCCAGAAAUUAACAAUAUUUCAAACGUGUUGAUUUCAUUCAAACCUGGGCAGACCAAUUAUUUUACCGUUUGAAUUUUCCCUGUCAAAUAGAACGUGAAUGAGUCUAGCUAGCUUCAUUCCACAAAGAAAUCAUCUCUCAACUAUGAAGACUCCAAGCAUUUUCACUUUCACUUUCACUUUGAUUCUUCUUGCCAUCAUUUCGUGUUCACGAGCAUCAUCUUGUGCAGAUAACUUUCUUGAAUGUCUAUCCAAAGAAUUCAACAACUACUCUUCCAUUUCCAACAACAUCUACACCCCAAUCAACUCUUCUUAUUCAUCUAUUUUGCCACUAACCAUCCGGAAUCUGAGAUUCGCCUCAGAUCCUACUUCAUCACCGCUUAUCAUCAUCACUCCACGACACGAAUCACAAAUCCCACCUUUAAUCCACUGCGCCCAAGAGAGAGGACUGCAAAUUAGAACUCGAAGUGGUGGACAUGAUUUUGAGGGACUCUCUUAUAGAGCACAACUCCCGUUCAUCAUCAUUGAUUUGAUCAAUCUCAGUGACAUAACAGUUGAUGUUGACAGAAAAACGGCUUGGGUUGGAAUUGGCGCAACCAUCGGUUCGUUAUAUUACAAGAUCGCGGAAGGAAGUCCGAUUCUUGGGUUUCCUGCCGGCCUUUGCCCAACCGUUGGCCUCGGUGGGUACAUAAGUGGAGGAGGCUAUGGCACAAUGAUGAGAAAAUAUGGUCUGGCUGCAGAUAAUGUUAUCGAUGCCAAAAUAGUCGACGCUAAAGGCAGAAUUCUCGACAGAAAAUCAAUGGGCGAAGAUCUGUUUUGGGCCAUCAGAGGCGGCGGCGGCGCCACCUUUGGUGUGAUUGUCGCAUGGAAGGUACAACUGGUGGAUGUUCCAAAAAGGGUCACUGUUUUCAGAGUGAGCAGGACGUUGGAACAGAAUGCAACACAACUCAUUCACCGAUGGCAACACAUAGCUCCAAACUUGGACAAAGAUUUGUUCCUCGGAAUCAUGUUAUCAGUGACAAAUUCCACGCAGAGAAGCAGCAUCACGAUCAAUGCUUCUUUUUACUCGUUGUUCCUUGGUGGGAUCGACAGAUUGCUCACGAUGAUGCAAGAAAGUUUCCCUGAGUUAGGGUUAGUGAGAGAAGACUGCGCGGAAGUGAGCUGGAUACAAGCAAUGGUGUUUAUAGCUAGUUUCCCCAUUGAAACUCCGCCACAAGUUUUACUGAACAGAGUUGUGCCCAACACAAGAAAACCCUUCAAAGGAAAAUCGAAUUAUGUGCAAGAACCCAUCCCCGAAUAUGGGCUUGAAGGCCUAUGGAGACUGUUCUAUGAAGAGGAAGCUGGGGCGACUAUGAUACUGAUGUCUCCACUCGGUGGAAGAAUGGCUGAAAUCUCUGAGUCCGCCAUUCCGUUUCCUCACAGAGCUGGUAACCUCUACAAAAUGUUGCAGGUGGUGUUCUGGGAAGAAGACGAGAAUCAAGAUUCAUACAAGUUUAUAAAUUGGGCUAGGAGGCUCGACGCUUACCUGACUCCCUAUGUUUCGAGGUGUCCGAGGGCAGCAUAUGUUAACUACAGAGAUCUCGACCUCGGAGUCAACAACGCCCAUGGAGAAACGAGUUACGCACAAGCCAGCAUUUGGGGCAACAGAUAUUUCAAGAACAAUUUCGAUCGUCUUGUUCGAGUUAAGACUGAGGUUGAUCCCGAAAAUUUCUUCAAGAACGAACAGAGCAUUCCGCCACUGCGCUCAAGGUCUGCAUAGUGAAGGAGCUGGUGGCUGCUUAAAGAUCUAGAAGCUAACAGUUGUCCAUUGUUGUAGUUGCUAAUAAAAACGUGGUUAUGCUACUAAAUGCUUCUGCAAAAUCCUAAUAUAGUAAUCUAUAUAACAUAAUUACUAUCAUAAAGAUUAUUAUUCUGCAAUUCCAUUUAUCCUUGUGAUGGUACGUAAUAAGUUUGAGCAAAUUAAAAAGGCUUUACAGCUACAUGGCUCCUUAACAGCCUAGAGUAGCAUAUGUUAAUGGCAGGGAUCUGGAUAUUGGAGUCAAUAAAAUCCAGGGAAAGACGAGUUAUGCACAUGCUAGCACUUGAGGCAUGAAGUACUUCAAGAACAAUUUCGAUCGUGUGCAAACCAUGGUUGAUCGCUUCAGAAGAAAGAAGCAGAUAUGCUCAACCCUAAAAUUAUUCUAAUUCCUCCAAUUCAGUCUCUCUAACUCUCUGCCUAACUUGUAUAUACUCAUCAUCUCCCUCAGCUAGUUCAUCGUCUUCUAAACCGUUAUCUGCCCUCUUUGGGAUUUCUCCUAAGUUGUUAUCACCCUCAACUUCAAUUCCCCCAUCUGGAUUACCCUCCUCUUUGCUUUACCCAUCCGGAGUACCCCUCUUGGUUCUAGUUAGGUUACUUUGAAGCACUCCAGUCAUACCAUCAACCCCUCCCUCAAUAUAUACACUUAUAAUUUUACAAGUUCUUUUUACUUAGAAGCUUUAAUAAGUCCUUUAACUGUUUUUUAGGUUCAAUCCAGAUAAACGAGUUGCUCCUAGGUAAUCUAUACCAUAAUUUACUCUAUGAUGCAUACCCUACUGAUUUAAUUGCUUCGUGCUAUUUCAAUAAAUUGAAAUCAUGUUCUUGACAGUCAAACCUACCCACAUAACACCCAUUCAUGUAACAUGUUUCAUCUUCAACCUCAGCAAAAUACCCACUGUGAUGAAUAAACAGAGCAAAACAACCACUGCAAAUAGAGAAAAUAGACUCAAUCAUCAUCUACAAGCAUAAGUGCUUCUGCCAAAUGAACGAAACCCUAACUGAAAACGUACACACCUGUCCUCCAUCGUCGACUCAAUGAACUCCAUAACUGAAAAUGAACCCAGAGCCGGCGUCUUCGCGAGCCUGACCGCCGUCGAUUCCAAUUCACUGCGCCGCCGCUCUACUGCUUCCUCGCGAGCUAAAGAGCCUGCUUCAUCGCGAACCGUAGAGCCUGCGCCUUUGCGAGCCUCAGCCCCAUCGAACCCAGAGUCGGCGCCGUCGCAAGCCUGACUGCUGUCGUGUGCCCUGCUUCCCUGGUUCGUCGCGUGCCGCUGCUCAAGAGCCUGUUUCACCGUCGAAUCCAAUUCAGAGAGCCUUCGCGAGUCUCAGCUCCGUCGAACCCAGAGCCAGCACCAUCCAAUUCCCUGGCCAUCGUGAAGUAGCUGCACGAUUUGGUGUGAGAAACUAGGGCUUCAGUUCUAAAAUGAGGGGGAAAGUAGAAUGUCAAAUU